Messenger RNA from Apus apus (common swift), 1018 nucleotides. RefSeq names its product transmembrane protein 156 (gene TMEM156). Lineage: Eukaryota; Metazoa; Chordata; Aves; Apodiformes; Apodidae. The transcript is spliced from 7 exons. The record is from RefSeq and is a predicted model, not a curated record.
GCGCUUCAGUGACAUGUGCCUGCUUUUGAGAAAAUCAGGACUCUUCAGAUUAGUACUAGGAAUAAUUAUCAUGUUUGUUUUAUGUUUACCUGAAUUUUUCAAAAUCCAUGAAGCUAACACUGUCAUCGUGUGGUGCGUGGAUACCUGUUCAUCGCAUAACACCACUUUUCCACUUUGUACUUUUAAUAACAGUUCUUGCAAAAGAUCGGUGCAACAAAGAAGAGAAAACCAGACCCUUUUACUGAAGGUCAAUGUAAAUCAUUCCAGUUUCCAGAAUAUUCCGUGUAUUUGUCAGUCUUCCAUGAGCAAACAACAGUUUCAUACUAAACACACAGAGUGUGAAUCCAAGAGAGAUGUGAAUAUUGAUCAUCAAGGAUCAGGGUCAGUGGCUAAAAAAACAAAAGGCUCACUUGAAGUGAAAACAGAAGAUGUUAUUUAUUUUAAUAAAUAUUUUAAUUUCUCUACGGUUUCUGAGAAAGAAGUAGAGCAUAAUACUUACUACCUUCUGGAAAUCCACAUCAACAAUUCUAUAUUUGGAGGAACAAAUGCAGCUGAAGAAUACCUAAAUAAUUCCUGUCUUGUGGCAAUGAUGGAAGACCAAAAUGACUGUAUAAAUAUUUCACUGCAACUGAAGUCUGAUGUGGAAUAUCCAAUGUGUACGACAAAGAUAAUUUGGCUCACUAUGAUUCCAGUAGUAUUUGUCUUAACUAUUUCAAUCGUCAUCUACAAAAUAGUCCAAGAAAAUGAAAACUGGUAAUGCAUUUUGUUUAAAACAGAUUGUAAACACAGAAUAGCAGCAGUUUCUACUAUUCUAAGAAGAAAGAAUUCUAGACAUGCAAGAAGAACCAUAUCUGCUACUAAAAUUAAUCCUUUUCCUGUGAAAACCAGCAAACAACAGAUUUCAGUUACUUUACAGACCACAAAGAUACUGCCCAUAAUUCCUGAACAUGAGCAUUGUCAUGUGGGUGCAUCAACUGUAUCUGAGGUGGGAGUAGCCAUUGAGAUCAUUGACCUAUGA